Carya illinoinensis is the source of this 2374-nucleotide messenger RNA. RefSeq lists its product as uncharacterized. The record is from RefSeq and is a predicted model, not a curated record. Lineage: Eukaryota; Viridiplantae; Streptophyta; Magnoliopsida; Fagales; Juglandaceae. The transcript is spliced from 10 exons. Bases 261 to 1748 code for a protein of 495 amino acids.
UUCACAAAUAAUGUACAGUGGUUAGGAACGUGAAACACAGAUGAUUUCAAGUUUCUAGGCAUACUAGUGUACUUUUUUUUUAACUCUGCUACAGAUACUGUACAGCCGUUUGUCAUUUGCAUUUCAGAGUGGAGGGAGUCUGGAGGGAGUCUGGGAGAAAUAUUGGAAGAUUUGCCAAAGUGGGCUCUAACAAAGGGGAAGGAUCACACAUCUGGCAAUAGAGCUUUCCUGAUGAGGAAAAAUUUAUAUUGUAAAGAUGGAUGAGAAGUUUCUGUCAGUCACGAUGGACUAUACACACAGUAUUGACAAUGGUGCAAUCCGUAAGAGGAAGACGGGAAGGACGAGGUGGACGCUAUAGAAAAUUAUCAAUAGAUGAAGGCAGAGGCGCACAGGCACAACCUCCACUAUUGCAUCUACGAGAUAAUGUAGUGGACAUAUCAUCAGAUGAUUCAAUUCAAUCACCGAAUGUUGGCCUAGAUGAUACCAUAGAUGAUGGUAAUGCGGCCCAUAGGAAUGUUGAUAUUGAAGGUGAUAAUGUAGUGGACAUAUCAUCAGAUGAUUCAACUCAAUCACUAAAUGUUGGCCUAGAUGAUACCAUGGAUGAUGGUAAUGCGGCCCAUAGGAGUGUUGAUAUUGAAGGUGAUAAUGUAGUGGACAUAUCAUCAGAUGAUUCAACUCAAUCACCGAAUGUUGGCCUAGAUGAUACCAUGGAUGAUGAUAAUGCGGCCCAUAGGAGAGUAGAAAUUGAAGAUAUGGCCACUAGAAAACGUGGUCGGGGACCAGCAAAGGGCACGGAGUUUGAACGCCUCCAUAAAUUAGGAAAGAUACCCUUAAAUAUUAAGGAUGGACAAAGAGGUCCCUCGUGCGAAAAUUACGCCAUCUUUUCUGGACGAGUGACAAUGAUUGUGAGACUUCAUGCCAACAUGAGGCAUGCAAGCUGGACCAUGGUAGGCAAAGAGGAGAAAGAUGAUCUCAUCGACCGUGUUCGGGCUGACUUUGUAUUGGAUUGGACACAAAGUUCCCACCGUGAGUGUGUGACAAACACACUUGCUCGAAAGUACAAUGCAUUCCACUGCCAACUGCAUAAGGUAUAUCUGGGGUAUGCAACGCACGAAGAGGCGCUUUCUGGUGGGACAAGCUGGGUGGAGAAGCCCGUAUGGGAAGUGUUAUGUGAAAGGUGGUCAAGCCAAGGCUUCAAGGAGCUGUCAAAGAGAAAUAGAAAAAAUAGGCAAAAACAAUUGGUCAACCACACAGGUGGCAGGAAGUCUUUUGUUAGGAUUAUGGAAGAAAAGUGCAAACAAGCCCCAAAUUUGGUAGCUUUUUAUAAAGAAGUGCAUUGGUCAAAGAAGAAGAGUAGAUUUAUUACCGAAACAGCAGAACACAAUUAUAAUCUGAUGGUUGAGAGGUUGAAUGAGAGAGACCUGAAUGAGAACAUUGAUGAAGCAGCAAAUGCGGUGUUUAAGGAGGUUUUAGGACAGCGAUCAGGUUAUGCAAGAGGUCUAGGCUACUCUGUCACACCUGAAUCAUCUCUUUCAUUGCGCAACAAUAAGGAUUAUCAACGCAUUAGUGAGGAGAACGAGAAGAACAAGAAUAGAGCAGAUCUAUACAAGAGCAAGCUUGAGGCACUGAAGACUGGUUUACUAGAAUUCAGGAAAUGGUUUCAAGACUAUGAGAAACGGAUGAACAGUCGCUUGACGAAAUUGGAUUCUUUGAGGGAGUCUCAUAAAGAGACUCCGGUCGAUGUCUAGACAUUGUUUUGUAUGACAUGAUGCACUUUUUGAGUUUUUGAGCUUUUGAAGAAGGUUGAUCAGCCAUUUGAUGGGAUGAUGUCAUUGUUGGUCGCUUUUGUUGAGCAAAUUAGGAUGUGUCAAGAAAGGAAGUGACAAGAAGGACAUACGACCUAUCACUCACUUGACAGGAUAAAAAUUUUAUUGAUACGAAUGAAGUAGGUGAAGCUCAUGUAUACAAGAAGUAUACAAAAGAACACCUAAAUACAAUUCUUCUCAUCUAUUUCAGAUAUCUUUUUGCAGCAAGUAUCUAGGCAGAAUGGGGAUUGAAAGAGACUGCUGCUAAAGACAUAGAACUGCCCGUGGGACUAAAUGAAUUCUAUCUAAGAGUUCAAACCAAGAUUACUACUGCUGGCAUGAAGUAAAUGAAUCUAGAUGUAUGAACCUGAUGAAGUUACUUCAAUUUGAACAUGCAAUUCUUGCUUUUUAUUUACAAUGGCUGAUAGUCAAACCUUGUUUCAUUGUUAAAUAAUAUUUUCAUGUGCAUCAUGUUUAAUGACAACUGAUAUAUAAAUGUGUAUGGACGAGCUUUAGCCAAUGUUAGAAUUGAUGUAGCAAAUGAAAGGGAUAUCAGUAUUUUAUCUUCA